Molecule: messenger RNA, 2407 nt
Organism: Schistosoma rodhaini
Lineage: Eukaryota; Metazoa; Platyhelminthes; Trematoda; Strigeidida; Schistosomatidae
Source: the annotation of a GenBank genome assembly
CGUUUUGUAAGCACUGUCAAAUUACAUUGUAUCAUAGCAUCAAGGCGGGAAGAGAUAUUCUUCUGAUAUUGUAAAUAUGAUCAAACAGUUGACCUAACUUCCCAACAAAACACCCGCAACUUUUAUCGCAAUUCAAGUUAAUAUAUAAUGGACUAUCCGUCUUCACCUCCUGUAUAUCAGUCCCUCUUUCCUGAUAAAUCUGGAAACAAACUGAAUUCAAAUGAAGUAGUUGGAUCUACGCGAAUAGACUCAGAAGAUUUGGAUAAGUCUAAUUCCAGUGGAAACGGGUUAGAUACAGAAAAAAAGCCGAACCCUACAUAUACAGUUGAAGAUGCUGUGGAGUCAGCUGGUUUUGGAAGGUUUCAAUUGAAGCUUUUCGUUUUAUGUGGAGCCAUAUCGGCUGCAGAUGCAAUGGAAAUGCUACUGCUUUCAGUACUUGGUCCAGCAUUACGAUGUUAUUGGCUUCUGUCAUCAGGGCAAGUCGCUGCCAUAACUACGGUUGUUUUUGCCGGGUUUUUAUUUGGAGCUCCUUUGUGGGGUUUUAUCGCAGAUAGAUUUGGUCGUUGGCCGACUUUAUUGAUUGUUUUAUCAAUGAUAACUUACUUCGGUAUCAUCACAAGUUGUGCCCCCACUUAUAUUUGGGUUAUAAUAUUAAGACUUCUGGUUGGAUUCGCUAUUGGUGGUGGAAAUAGCAGCUUCACGUUAUUCUCCGAAUUUCUGACCGUUAAGCAUCGGGCCAAAGUUCUGUUAGCUUUCAAUAUAUUCUGGGCUUUUGGAAGCACAUUUGAAGUCGGUUUGGCAUACCUUAUUCUACCAAGAUUUGGCUGGCGAUGGCUGGUAUUUGUUUCAGCCUUACCACUAUUGAUUUUCUUAUUUUUAUUGAGGUUUCUGCCUGAGUCUCCAAGAUAUCUUGUUGGUGCCGGAAAAACUGAAGAAGCUGAACGUAUCAUUGCAGAUUUGUUCCGUACAAAUCGAGUUGUUCCCCUUAGUGGUACUCUUGUAUCAUCCACUGUACCUAUACGAGAUAGAGGUAGCAUAAAAGGAAUGUUUGGGAAAACCUAUUUGGUAACUACAUUAAUGUUGCCAAUUAUAUGGUUCAGUGCAGCAUUUGUUUAUUAUGGCGUCGUUCUGAUAAGUGCUGAAAUAUUUCGCUUCAAGCACUCUUGUUUUGGUAAACCUGUUCUAACACCAGAUUAUCGUGGUAACCUGAGCCAUUUUAACGUCGCACCACUUGUAGAAACUUCGAGCCAAAUGGUCAACUUUUGUUGUAAAGAGUUGUCUGAUGAUGAUUAUGUGGCUAUGCUAGUCUCUUCAAUUGGUGAAUUUGUCAGUAUACCAUUGAUGAUUCUCAUGGUCGACUUAGCUGGAAGAAAGGUUACUUUGGCUACGUGGAAUGGACUUAUAGCUGUUCUGUUUAUGUUACUUUAUCUUUGUAUGCCUAAAUCAGCCUUAACGGCUCUAUUGUUUGUUUUGCGCGCUUUGUCUGCCGGUUUAUUCAGUCUUGCAUACGUUUACACAACAGAGGUCUAUCCUACAACUGUUCGUGCAGUAGCUGUCGGGAUGUUCAGUUCGAUUGCCCGAUUGGGUGCAAUGGUCACACCUUAUGUAGCUCAAGUAAUGAUGCCAGAAGUAUCGGAAAUUGGAGCUUUAUCUUUAUAUGCCUCUGUAACCCUGGUAGUCUCAAUUGUAUCCCUUUUCCUACCAAUAGAAACAAAAGGGCGUCAGCUACCUAAUUCUGUAGAUGCGCCAUCGACUUCUUCGAUUCCAACUAGAAAUCCACCACCCAUCGCUUCUCCAAAGACCAGGAAUGUAUCAUCUGAAAUCUCGAAGUAAAUCAUUUAUAUUACUCAAGGUCAUUGUAAUGUUCGCUGCUUUGGGAUUAUAACAUAUAUGUAUUCACUUGUCUUUCUUAUAUUUUCAUCAUAAUACUCACUAAUAUUUAUUUAUUUAUUUAUUUAUUUAUUUAUUUGGAUUUGUGUGUUUUCACGAGGUAAAUAGAGUACAUAAAAGAUAUUACUUUUUUCUCGUUAUUCUGUCGCUACACUAACAUUGUAACUGUCGGGUCGAAUAAAGCCAACAUUAGACAUGCAAUAAAUAAAACAAUGUUGGAAAUCAACUAAAAUGUUUUAUGUUUGCCUUCUAUUUUUGUAUUACAUGUGUCGUUGUUACAUUUUUUUAGCACCUCAGGCCCGUUGUGAUAUGUGUAUGUAAAAACAAUAAAAAAUAAAUCAUCACUUGUAUGGUUAUGUAACUUUAGAUGUAAUGUCCUGUUUGCAUCUUUUCUUCUACCUUCUUUUUUUCCUUUCCUUUGUGUUUUGGACUUCUGUGGAUGAAAUCACUAAAUACUAUGACUACAAUGUGUACUUUUGUACUUCUAUGGAUGUAGAAUAAAAGUGUCCCACUAUGA